Messenger RNA from Cooperia oncophora, 1110 nucleotides. Lineage: Eukaryota; Metazoa; Nematoda; Chromadorea; Rhabditida; Trichostrongylidae. The record is from the annotation of a GenBank genome assembly.
CUGAACUUUGCAUUUCAGCUAGCAUGUUGCUGUGGCAGUGCAGCUUGUUCGCUGUGCUGCGCCGCCUGCCCAACUGCUCGUAAUUCGACUACAACUCGCAUUAUGUAUGCAAUUAUGCUAUUUGUUGGCACUUUUGUCGCGUGCAUCAUGUUGGCUCCUGGAAUUCAACAAAAGUUGGCUGACAAUAACUGGUUCUGUCAAGGGCUGAGCGAAUAUGCUGGUCUAAACUGCGAACGAGCGACGGGCUUCCAGGCUGUUUACAGGAUGUGCGCAGCAAUGGCUUCAUUCUACUUCAUUUUUAUGCUGUUAAUGUUCGGAGUCAAAACAUCGAAAGAUCCGAGAUCAACAAUACAAAACGGAUUUUGGUUCUUCAAAUAUCUUCUGCUGGCUGGAUUGACCGUUGGAUUUUUCUUCAUUCGUAGUGAGCACUUGUCAACACCUCUGAUGUGGUUCGGUAUGAUUGGUGGAUUCCUGUUCAUUCUGAUCCAGUUAAUCUUGAUUGUGGACUUUGCCCAUGGUCUAGCCGAGAGCUGGGUAGAGAAAUAUGAAGAAGAUGAAUCGCGUUGCUGCUAUGCCGGCCUGCUCUUCUUCACAUUCGGUUGUUAUGCUGUAGUAGGAGUAGGAGUUCUGCUCAUGUUUCUAUUUUACACCACGGGAGCGACUUGUGCUCUACCGAAGGUCUUUAUAUCUUUCAACGCUUUCUUGUGUCUAGUAGUCAGUGUCCUGUCGAUUAUGCCGUUUGUGCAAGAAAGAAUGCCGCGUUCCGGUUUACUUCAGUCAGCGUUCAUCUCCAUCUACGUCAUGUACUUGACUUGGGCAGCUCUUGUCAACAAUCCUGACAAACCCUGCAAUCCAUCGCUUAUCAGCAUCUUCACAAACGCUACUCGUCCAGGAGAUAAAGAUGAACACACGUAUGGCACCCCGUUUGCGGCACAGUCAAUUGUGUCGUUAGUUCUGUGGUUCUUGUGUCUACUGUAUGCUUCAAUUCGAACAUCGACAAACUCGUCGCUCGGCAAAAUUACUGGUGGAGGUGAUAACAUGCAACUGAGUGGGUCACGAGACGCGAUUAUACCUACAAGCGGUGAGUGCGCGGUCCCGCCUUGGAAUUAG